CUAAAUGAUUAGGUAGCCUGAAUUUUUUUUUUUUUUUUUGACAGAAGGUAGCCUGAAAUUAAGGUCCAAUAAAUUAUAAUUACAGUAUAUGUGGUUUGAAUCUGCUAACGCAUGCUUAUGUGGAGCAAUACUAUUGCUCUAUACUCUUAUCAAAAAAAAAUUGAAGCUAAAAAAGGCUCCACAAAACUUACCUCACAAAAACGAAUCUUCCCCUCUUUUUUAAAUUUCACCUGUUUUAGUCCAAUCUUCAUAGAAUACACAUCUUUCUAUUGCUCAAAAACAAAAACAAAAACAAAAAGUCAUCUCUUACCCCCAUUAUUAUCACCUGAUCUGAUCUCCAAAUAUUAGUCCAAAUUUUCUAUAAAAAAAAUACUUGUAAGACUGAUGGAAGAACUGUGGAAAAGUACCCACCAAUCUUCUUUCCAAGAUUUCCUAGCUCGAGCACCAAUUUCUUUGAGCAUGAAUGAUCCUAAAGAUCAUAAAGCAAGACAUGAUGAUGAUGAUGAUGAUGAUGAUGUUGUUGAUGAUAAUAAUGAUGAUGGUGAUGGUCAUGAAAAAAUUGGGAUGUUUAAGAAAGAGUUUCUUACCACAUCAGGUUUCAUGUCUUCAUUAAACUCGCCAUUUGAGGCCUUAGCUACUGUUGCUGCUUCUUCCUCUGCUGUUUCUUUGUUGAACACUGGUACUUGUUUUCCUAUAACAAAAAAGAGACUGUCUGAUGAUCAGACUGUAUUCGAUGCCGAGUUAGGUGGUAAUCCGAGGCAUAAGCGUAUGAUGAAGAAUAGAGAGUCCGCUGCCCGGUCUCGAGCUAGGCGUCAGGCUUACACAACUCAGUUGGAGAGGGAGCAUGCCGAAUUGAAGGAAGAGAAUGCUAAGCUCAGGAAACAGCAAGAAUUGGUGAAUACAGAUCAAUACCUAUAUCCGGUUUAUUGGUAUCUUCUCCAGCUAAUGUGCCGAAAAAGCGCACCCGUAGUAGAUCAUGUACAGCACCAUUUUGAGUAGUGAAGGACACAAUUGUAUAGUUUUGAUCUGAAGAGUUUUUGAGUGGAAUGAAAUAUAUAACUGAGGAGAAAGUAAGGCCCAUAUAUUGGUCUUAUGCUUUGUACAAAGAGGUCGGAUUAUCUUUUUAAGUUGUUGAAACACAAACGUUUAUGUACAUAUUUUUGUUAUGUUAUGUUGUAUGUACAUGUAUGUUUAGAUA
Beta vulgaris subsp. vulgaris (sugar beet) is the source of this 1198-nucleotide messenger RNA. Its product is annotated as protein FD. The coding region runs from base 385 to 999 and encodes 204 amino acids. Gene Ontology annotation, cellular component: nucleus. The record is from RefSeq and is a predicted model, not a curated record. The transcript is spliced from 3 exons. Gene Ontology annotation, biological process: positive regulation of DNA-templated transcription. NCBI's taxonomy places the organism in Eukaryota, Viridiplantae, Streptophyta, Magnoliopsida, Caryophyllales, Amaranthaceae. Gene Ontology annotation, molecular function: DNA-binding transcription factor activity.